GGGGGGGGGGAGACCACACCACACCAUUACGCACUCCAAAGAACAACAAAAGGCUUCCGAUGAAAUGGGGUAUGCGGUUGAUCUCCCUCCCUCUCUCUCUCUCUCUCUCUCUCUCUCUCUCUCUCUCUCUUUCUUUCCCUCCCUCUCUCCCUCUCUCACGCACACACACCACCACCAAGCAUACGUUACGAUCCACCACCGUACAGACAGGACAGGACAGGAGAGGGCGGGAGGGAGGGAGAAAACAUAAACAACCCAAUUCCCAAUGUUCUGUCUAAUAGGACACAUUCCAUAUUCCGACGAAGAAGUCAUAGAAGAAGCGCGUACAGCCCCAUCUCCCCACAUCAAUGCUGGGGUCUGGCAGGCUAAAAGAAAUCCAGGGCUGUCGACGGCCCCACAGGAGACGGUGUGCUCGCGGAGUUUUGGAGGCUUUUGCAACACCGCGACAUUUCUCGACGCCAGAUAUCCAACAAUGAACCUUGAUGAUGAUGGGAUGCUGAGUGCUGAGUGCUGAGUUGGUGGGAUGGUGAACACUGUAGGCCAGCCAUGUUAAUUAAUACCCAUGGGUUUGCUGGACUAGGUCCAUUGAACCUUCACGGGAAAUAUGCGUGGCAGAUAUUGGUCCGUCUCAGGGGCUGAUCAAAGGGUCUGAGGGAAGCAUGCUCAUUGUGUCUGGGACGAGAUCAAAGGAGCUGGGGUAGGGAGGAUGUUUUUGUUGAGAUACCAACAGUUGAAGUGAAAGCAAAGAGUGUUUAUUGUGAAUAGGUUUUCCCCUCUUUUCUUAAAUAAAAAGGAAAAAGAGUCAAACAGAGUUUGUGUGAUCACAGUGUAGUUAUGAGAUCAAUGCCAUCGGCAUCACCACCACCAACCAGUCUUAGAUAACUAUUUAUUCAGAACAUCAACAGGAAAUGACAUGUGAG
Messenger RNA from Blastomyces gilchristii SLH14081, 920 nucleotides. RefSeq lists its product as uncharacterized. NCBI's taxonomy places the organism in Eukaryota, Fungi, Ascomycota, Eurotiomycetes, Onygenales, Ajellomycetaceae. The coding region runs from base 266 to 514 and encodes 82 amino acids. The record is from RefSeq and is a predicted model, not a curated record. The transcript has a single exon.